Messenger RNA from Apiotrichum porosum, 1488 nucleotides. RefSeq names its product coq1 putative hexaprenyl diphosphate synthase (gene COQ1). Gene Ontology annotation, molecular function: prenyltransferase activity. The transcript is spliced from 2 exons. The coding region runs from base 1 to 1488 and encodes 495 amino acids. NCBI's taxonomy places the organism in Eukaryota, Fungi, Basidiomycota, Tremellomycetes, Trichosporonales, Trichosporonaceae. The record is from RefSeq and is a predicted model, not a curated record. Gene Ontology annotation, cellular component: transferase complex. Gene Ontology annotation, biological process: ubiquinone biosynthetic process; isoprenoid biosynthetic process.
AUGCUCUCCCGCGCCGCAAAGGCCGCAUGCCGCAAGACGGUCUAUGCCACUUCCGUUAGCAGCGCUGCGAGGCGCUCGGCAGCGGCCAUCGCUGUCCGCAACACACACUCGUCGGCGCCUCACUCGUCGGCUGCGGCGGCCGCCGUGGCCAGCAGCAGCACGUGGGCUGCGGCGACCGAGUCUGCGCACUCUGUGCUCGUGCAGCCUGCCGGCCCGUCCAAGCAGCAGCUCAACCUCGAUGACCCACUCGCUGCUAUCACCGCCGAGAUUGGCGAGCUCAAGCACUCGCUCUUCCACAUGCUCGGCAGCAGCUCGCCGGCCCUCGACAGUGUGGCAAAGUACUACUUCAACGCCGAGGGCAAGCACCUGCGGCCACUGCUUGUGCUGCUCAUGUCGCAGGCGACGAACGGCAUUGCUGGACCGGGAUGGGCCGCGGUCGAGGCUCAGGCGCGGGAGCAGCUGCGGUCACGGAGCGGCGGCGUCGACAACGCCUUGACCAGCGACGGCGGCGUGCUCAACGACUGGAACCCCGAGUCGAUGGGUGCCGAAAAGGGCGGUGAAAUGGUCUUUGCCUCGCCGUACAGGAUACCUGCCGAGGGACAGCAGCGGCCCCUCCCUCCUGCCGUCAAGCAGAACCCCUUUGCCGAGCUCCUGCCCACCGGCGGUCCCGGCUCGCCCACCAUUCUCCCGACGCAGCGCCGACUCGCGAGCAUUGUGGAGAUGAUCCACGUCGCGUCGCUGCUGCACGACGACGUCGUCGACGCCUCGGACCUGCGCCGCGGCGAGCCCUCGGCGCCCGCUGCGUUUGGCAACAAGCUCUCCAUCCUCUCGGGCGACUUCCUCCUGGGCCGCGCGUCCGUCGCACUUUCGCGCCUCGGUUCCGGCGAGGUCGUCGAGCUCAUGGCCACCACCAUCGCCAACCUCAUCGAGGGCGAGGUCCUCCAGCUCCGCGCCACAGCCAACCCCGCCACAGAGCCCACUGCCGCCGGCUUUGAAGAGUACAUGCGCAAGACGUACCUCAAGACGGCGUCCCUGAUGGCAAAGUCGGCGCGCUCCGCCGUCCUCCUCGGUGGUUGCACCGCAAACGAGACGGCCUGGGUCAAGGAUGUCGCCUAUGGUUACGGCCGUAACUUGGGUAUCGCGUUCCAGCUUGUCGACGACAUGCUCGACUACCUGCCGGCCUCUGCCGACCUGGGCAAGCCCGGUUCGGGCGCCGACCUGCGUCUGGGUCUGGCCACGGCCCCGGCCUUGUUUGCGUGGGAGGAGUUCCCCGAGCUGGGCCCGCUCAUCAUGCGCAAGUUUGAAGGGCCAGGCGACACCGAGGUGGCUCUGGACCUCGUCGGCCGGUCGCGCGGCAUGCAGCGUACGGCCGACCUGGCGCGCACGUUUGCCAGCGAGGCGCGCGCGCUCGUCGAGCUCCUGCCCCAGAGCGCGGCGCGCGACGCGCUCGUCGGCCUCACCGUCAAGGUCGUCGACCGUGUCAAGUAG